AUGAUUCUGCCGAAAACCCCUAUUGAUUUCAUUUUCGACGAAACUGUCAAGCGCCUGUCAGAGACCUUCAGGGAGAAGUCCUCCGUGGUCAAUAUCCGAUACAAGUGUCUAAAACUGGCGAAAAAACAGACUAUUUUGACGCUCGCCAGUAUCUUCAAUCGCGAGUGUGAAAAGUCAAAGCUCGGAGAGAUAGCAGAAGACCAAAUUAAAGUGUUUCAUCAUCCCACAUUCAAGACUGAAUUUGAGACAAGGAGGAAGUAUCUUACGGUUACUAUCGACAGCAAACCCAUACGCCUCCAGCUUUACACGGCAUCAGACAUCAGCCUCCCCUCCAAACGCGCUUGGCAGAUGACUGGACGGCCUCCGAUGAUCACAUCGGACAAAAAAAUUGUGGAAGUUUUGGGAAGGUUCCUCCGGCCCACGGGUGAGCUAAUAUGUGACGUUUCCUUUGAUGGCACUCAAUUCAAAGAAACUUGCUACCCUACCAGCCGUCUGAGACUUCACCUAAUUGGCCAUGACCAGAUCGUGAAACUCGGUCUCCUGGAACUAUCACUUAACCACAUUUGCAAUAGUGUGCAGUCAACUUGGCCGAGUGCUGCCAAACUGUAUCAGCUGACGGCAAAGCUUAUGUCAACCCUAAAGGCAAAAUUUUCUCCAAUUUUUCAAGACGGUCAUGCUGAAGAGGAUUCAUCCUCCGAAGAUUACGCUAUAAUCGACGGUAUUGCCGAGCGGAUUGCCCGUCUCGUUUCCGCGUCUGCCGACAAUCAUGUUGCACCAUUUGGCGAACAGAUUUCAGACAGCGAUAUUACCUUUGACCGCUCUCUGCCUGGUCUUCACACGUACCUUGGUGAAGAUGUUGUAAACGUCGAUGGGCGGAAUCAUAUUCAGCCUGGAGAAAUUCUGAAUCUGCGCGCCUUUUACCGUCCAGGUAUCAUUCUUGUUCCUGGGUACACACUCCCACUGCUUAUACAAGAAGCUACACAAAUUGAUGUACUCCGGGCUUUUAAGGAUUCCGUGGCAAUCCUCCCUGGGUGCUUUUCAAGGCGCAUCCUCUAUGACGACUUUGUUGGGCGUGUUGCUACAAUCGCGGACCUCAUGACCAUUCGUCAGUCAGGAAAUUUGCAAAAUCCAGUUCUCCUUGGAAGGCAGCGAUUGGAAAUUAUUAGUGUUCAACCGUCUUAUGAAAGGUCAGCUAUUGUUCCAACAUCUUCGAAAUAA
Messenger RNA from Dibothriocephalus latus, 1218 nucleotides. Lineage: Eukaryota; Metazoa; Platyhelminthes; Cestoda; Diphyllobothriidea; Diphyllobothriidae. The record is from the annotation of a GenBank genome assembly.